UCUCCUCCGCCUAAAGCCCGAAAAGGAAACAAAGGUUUUUUCCUUUCUUUUAACUACAACCAAAAGAGAAAAGAAUGGGUGAUUGUAUGAGGAGCUGCAAACGAAGUGCCGAAACAGCAGAGAUGGAAGCCUCGAGCACAAGCUUCUCAUUAUCAAAGAGAAGAAAAACCGUUGAUUCUCGAGAAUUGCAGGAAUUCGAGUUAACUUCACCGGAUAUUGAGCUCGAAAACCCUCACUUCCUUUCAAAUUCCCAGGACAAGCCUAUUACCGUUGCCACCUCCUCGAAUUCCGGUGGAGUACUCGCUGGCGACAUGUGUUCAAGCUUCUGCUCCGGCGAGUCAUCGGCUUCUCGUUGUUCUAGCAAUGAGUCUUGUGAUAUCGUCAACGAUAGCUUGAGAUUCGUAGAUCUAGAGGCCAAGAGUUUCGAAACUGAAAUCUCAACGUGCAUCAAUAUCAACAAGUUCAGUAGAGAAACAACUCCAUUAAGCGAGCUCUGCGGAGACUCAGACGAAAUGGAAUCGCCUGAGAAAAAACCGCCACCGUCCCCGGCGAAGCCACCGAAGAAGCCGUCCCAAGAGGAGAUCGACGAGUUCUUUUCCUUCGCUGAAAAGUACGAGCAAAAACGAUUUGCAGAGAAGUACAAUUAUGAUAUUGUCAAGGAUGUGCCUCUCGACGGUCGAUACCAAUGGGUUCGGUUAAUGCCCUGAAGACAGAGAAACAAAGAAAGAAAAUGAAAGAGAGAGAGAGAGAGAGGGGGGUUAGAGUAACACGAGGUAGCACGGAGAUUGCAUUUGACAAAGAAAGAAGGGUUGGCCGGUAGUUUGUUAUUUGUACAGUUCUUUUGCCACUAUCUAAUGUAAGAAAAAGCAAGCAGGCUCACUUUUUUUUUUUUGCUUUUGUGUACAACGAUUUUCAAAGGAGCUUAUUCUAUGAAUCCUUUUUCAAGUUAGACGAAUUUGGAAAUAAAAAUUUAUUAAUAUCUAUCAUCUAAUUUUAGACCUGUAUCCCUAUAUGGGUAAAUGUCUGUUUUCUGAUAUUGUUGCAUGGCAGUAACUGUCAGUAAUUUUUUUUUUUAUAUAAGAAAUGUAGAGCAUUGAUGGGGAUUUGGUUCUAUA
Messenger RNA from Theobroma cacao (cacao), 1115 nucleotides. RefSeq names its product cyclin-dependent kinase inhibitor 7-like. Gene Ontology annotation, biological process: negative regulation of cyclin-dependent protein serine/threonine kinase activity. Gene Ontology annotation, cellular component: nucleus. The record is from RefSeq and is a predicted model, not a curated record. NCBI's taxonomy places the organism in Eukaryota, Viridiplantae, Streptophyta, Magnoliopsida, Malvales, Malvaceae. Gene Ontology annotation, molecular function: cyclin-dependent protein serine/threonine kinase inhibitor activity.